This is a messenger RNA of Myxocyprinus asiaticus (Chinese sucker), 7803 nucleotides long. Its product is annotated as zinc finger protein 536-like. Gene Ontology annotation, molecular function: RNA polymerase II cis-regulatory region sequence-specific DNA binding; DNA-binding transcription factor activity, RNA polymerase II-specific. NCBI's taxonomy places the organism in Eukaryota, Metazoa, Chordata, Actinopteri, Cypriniformes, Catostomidae. Gene Ontology annotation, biological process: regulation of DNA-templated transcription. The record is from RefSeq and is a predicted model, not a curated record. Gene Ontology annotation, cellular component: nucleus. Bases 1321 to 5526 code for a protein of 1401 amino acids. The transcript is spliced from 7 exons.
AUCACUCAUUACUUCUCUCUUACACUGACUGAUGCUCGCGCGCUCUCCGCUCAUCUCACUGGACUUUUUUGCCGAGGAUACAAGACUUCAGAUAGUUUCCCCAAAAGCUGACAGUGUACUCCGGUUCCUGGUAUCUUACAGAGAUACAAAAUUUUUGGAUUCAAACUGCUACAUGUGGCAACUCCAAACCGGAUAGUGCCGUCCUAUUUUUAUUUCCUCGCUGAAAGCAAGAAACUCCUUUACUGCAGCCGAGCGGCAGGCUUGUUCAGCUGCCAUUGGCCCUGAUUUGAACAAGAACCCUUCUACUGUAGCUGCAAAGGAAGUCCUUGCCUUUGGAAAGCAGCUUAACGCCUUAUAAAUCAGUGAUGAGGCAGAUGGACCAGCGAUAAUCUAUUUAGAAUGCCUCACAGCAAAUAUUGUCGUACAGAUGAUUAGAGAUUGAGCUAUUUUAACUCGGCCUUCUCCGCCCUUUCAGCAAAUCUUCUGCUUCUCUGAAUGAUUUUAAUUGGAGACUUACUUUUUCCCUACUUUUCCUCCCUAAAUAUGUUGGUGUAUUAAAAUUGUGUGCGCAAACACGCAUGGGGAAAUGAAGUGGCAAAGUGUACAUGUUUUACAGCGCCAUUUUCUUGGCAGGCUUCAAUAGUGUGGCAUGGAACAAAGAGAGCAGGGAGAUGGGCCUGAGCCAACAGGCUAAUGACAAAACGCACGCUUCUUAACCCAAUAUUAGUAGGGGGACGUGGUGAGAGCAUUGCUGUACGUGAGGGAUAAAACCACAACGAAGGCCCCCCAUUCACUUUUAUGGUCGAUGGGUCCCGAUUUAGCACAAGGCCACAGAAGACAGGCCAAAGGAUGGAUGGAUAGAGAGAGAGAGGGAGGACGGAGUGCGAAAAUGAAGUGGAGGUUGUCAGAUGUGGCAGCUGCUUGGAAUCCUGAUAAAUAUAAGUCCUUAUUGAUCGGCUGAAAAUGAAAGAUCCCAGAGUGGCGUGCAGUAUUUAGCUUCUUGUCUGCUGAGCACGUCAGCGGUGGCCUUGCCUCACAAGGAUAGAUUUUCAGCUUUGAUUUCAUCUUUAACCUUUUUCGGCUGCUUUUCCUUGACCUCUGCGCCACUGCUGCGAUUCAGUGAAUUUGUUACAUUUGGCCUGACAUCCUCUCUCUCUCUCUCUCUCUCUCUCUAUCUCUCUCUCUCUCUCUCUCUUGCUGACAGAGUAAAGACUCAUCACCGCUGUCAUCGCUUGUUGCUGUACAGACUCAGUGGCGGGGUGAGUCACGGUAUCUUCAACCUGACGGGCCCCGGACCAGUAUGCAGUUAGAGUGAUCAGGAUGGAGGACUCUAGUUUGUGCCUUGGUGUAUCCUCUGUGGUCUCGGAUGCUGACAACCAUCUUAGCAACGUAGUACUUAAUGGCCGCUACCCAAUCAGUCAGAAACUGCACCAGCUGACUGCCCAGCUGGGUCAUGCCUUUCCUGAACUACAGAGUCGCCAACAGAUCCCAGAGGAGAAGGCAGCCACCCCACUGGAUGAGAAAACCCAUGCUGCCUUAGCUAGUCAGCCAAUCAGCAGUCAGAUGGCCUUACUGGCCAACCAGCUUAACCGUGACAUGGAUGUGGGUGCUCUGAGUGGUCUCAAUGGCCGUGUUGAUUUGCAACAAUUUCUGAAUGGGCAGAACUUAGGAAUCAUGUCACAGAUGAAUGACAUAGAAGAUGAUGCCCGCAAGAACCGCAAAUAUCCUUGCCCGCUAUGUGGUAAACGCUUCCGCUUCAACAGCAUUCUGUCUCUUCAUAUGCGUACACAUACUGGAGAGAAGCCCUUCAAAUGCCCCUAUUGUGACCACCGAGCAGCUCAGAAGGGUAACCUGAAGAUCCACCUUCGUACCCAUAAGCUGGGGAAUCUUGGUAAGGGCCGUGGUCGUGUACGUGAAGAAAACAGGCUUCUUCAUGAACUGGAAGAGAGGGCCAUUCUGCGUGAUAAGCAAAUGAGGAACAGCCUGCUGCAGCCCUCUCAACCUCUUCCACCCCACAUGGGUAUACAAGGUCACAACCAGCAACAGCCCAGCUCUGCCUGUGGAAUGCUCACUCCAACUAGUCUUGGUGGCUCACCUGAUACACUGACCCAGCCGUCUGCCUCACCUAAGCCUGCAGGUACCAACCUUCAAGAUGAUCAAGCCCUCAACCAAGCCCAAGGGUUCCGCUGCACUUUCUGCAAAGGUAAAUUUAAGAAACGUGAGGAGCUAGAGCGCCACAUUCGCAUUCUCCACAAGCCCUACAAGUGUACCCUGUGUGAAUUUGCUGCCUCCCAGGAGGAGGACCUCAUCAGUCAUGUGGAGAAAACUCACAUCACAGCAGAAUCAGCCCAGGGACAGGGAACAGGGGCAGGCAGUGGAGAGAAGCCCACCAAUGAAUUUCGCUGUGAGGUCUGUGGCCAGGUCUUCAGCCAAGCUUGGUUUCUGAAAGGACACAUGCGGAAACACAAGGACUCCUUUGAACACUGCUGCCAGAUCUGUGGACGUCGUUUCAAGGAGCCCUGGUUCCUGAAGAAUCACAUGAAGGUCCACCUCAAUAAGCUGGCCAUCAAGAGCAAGCCCCCUGUUGGUGGAGGAGCUGAUGAUAAUGGACCCUCUGUUAACAACAUGAGUAGCCUGGCUCAAGAAGCCCAUGCCAACCUAUAUUCACGUUACAUUUCUUGCCUGCAAAGUGGAUUUCUCUCACCCGACAAGCAAGGCCUGGCUGAACAGCAACAUCAUAUGCUGGCCAAGGCUGGUAUAGCUAUGAAGGAGAAGGAGAUGCUCGGCAAGCUCCUAAGCCCAAUGGCCAGCAUUGGCCAUGGCUUAGGAGAAAAUGAGAAGCGCUCACUUUUGGGUUGCCUGAACUUGGUUCCCCCUCUGAAGUCAAGCUGUAUGGAGCGCUUACAAGCUGCUGCUAAAGUGGCAGAGAUGGACCCCUUGAACAGCUACCAAGCCUGGCAAAUCAUGGCACGUGGAAUGGCCAUGGAACGCUCCUUCAUACCAAAAGAGCAGCAUCAUGGAGGGCACGGACAAGAAGAUGAACUUGCCAGUGCAGCUGGGAUUGUUCCAUUUGGGAAAGACAAGCAUGAGCACCCAACCUUAGGUUCUAGUGAUGGUUCCAAGCAGAAGCAACACCCUGAAGUUCUACAUGGAGUGAAGACCAGUGCAGGCAUGAUGUCCUUGAAAGAUGAGGGUGUAGGCUUUGAUAACCACCGUGAGUUCUUGCCUCACCAUGGGGGUCUAGGCCUGGGCCAAGGGCUUGAGUACAGCCUGGCCGGCCUGAAAGAGAAACCAACUGAGUGUCCUGACUGCGGCAGAGUCUUUAGAACCUAUCACCAAAUGGUGGUCCACUCCAGAGUGCACAGCAAAGACCGUCGAACCCUAGAAGAGAGCUCCCAGCAAGGUCUGGACGAAAGGCGUGGCUCAGCAAGCGACCCUGAGUCUCAGUCCAUCAGCCGAUCCACCACCCCAGGCUCUUCCAAUGUGACGGAGGAAAGUGUUGCUGGAGGAGGACACUCCCAAACAGGCAGUGUUCAGGAUGACAGUCCCCACCCAUCUUCUCCAUAUUCUGAUGUUGGGGAUGAGAUGGCGAAACCUGUGACUGCUGUCCAGCCACCCUCUACCCAGCACCGGGACAGGAACAUCGGUUCCAGCAUGAAGGACUGCCCCUACUGUGGCAAAUCUUUCCGUACCUCCCACCAUCUGAAGGUCCAUCUAAGAAUACAUACAGGUGAAAAGCCCUACAGGUGCCCUCAUUGCGACUAUGCAGGCACUCAGUCAGCUUCUCUGAAGUACCACCUGGAGCGCCAUCACCGUGAGCGACAGAAUGGAAGCGGUCCCUCAGCCAACCACCCUCCCUCCUCUGAACACAAAGAUGACCAUGGAAAAAACAACAGUGGCGGUGGUGUCUUUGCUCGUCCUGAUGUCCUUCGUGGGGUCUUUAAAGGCAUGAUGCCCUCUGGUCUUGACUUCCGAGGGGGUCAAAUGCUCCCACAUCAAUGGGCUCCACCAGGAAUACUCUGCCCUAGGGAAAGAGACCGUGAAAGGGAACGAGAUCGCCAUGGACCAGGGGCAGAGCCUACCACAGAGAGCAUGAAGAGUCCUGAGGGACCCACCUCUGCAGGGGACAGUCCUGCCAGCUUCUCUGACCUGGGCCGGGCCUACCAGAGUAUGGUGGGAAAUGGAGUCAACUUUCAGGGAUCCCUGCAAGCUUUCAUGGACAGCUUUGUCCUCAAUUCCAUGAAGAAGGAGAUGAGAGAAGGUCAGCUGCAUGGCCAGUAUUUUAGCCAGGAGAGUUCUGAAGCCAAGACCAAAAAAGCCAGUGAGGGAAACCAGAAGGAGAAUCCCUCCAGUGACGCCAAGCCAGCUGAGGGUGGCCGCUCCCAGUAUGAGCCUCUGGAUUUGUCUGUUAGGCCAGAAGCAGGAUCCAUCCCUGGAGCCUCCAUCACCAUACAGGACAAUGUCGCCUGGCACAGCUGCCUCUUCUGCUCCUUCACAACUGCCUCUGUGGAACUGAUGGCCCUCCACCUGCAAGCUAACCACCUGGGUAAAGGCAAGUGUGGCCUGGGCAAAGAUACUAAGGAACACCUCUUGGGUGAGCCUUUCCAUGCAGGCAAAGUUACUGGCCUGGCUCCUCCACCACCAGGCCUUCUCCAUCACCAUGAGGGAGCCCCGUCAAGGGACAGAGAGACUGAGUCUGGGGAUCUGAAGGGACAAACAGGCUGGUCGAACCAUCUGAAGCAGCCCCCGCAUGGAGCUUCCAUGGGAGCAUUCUCCAGUGAUUUCUACAAGCCCUUUGUCCCCGUGUACGAUGGCUCUGCUAGAGGGCCUGUUGGAUAUCUCGACCAGCAGAAAAUUCAGCCCAAUGAUGGGGGCGGUCUAGGCCCUCUGGACGACCUAUCCGACAAGGCGUCUUGCAGUGAGAUUGAGGCAUCUGAGGAACGUGGUGCUCAGUCUGAGGAAGAUGAAAUGGGUAGCGACAAAUCAUUGCCCAACCCCAAUACCACAGAGCGGCUUAUGCGUUCAGAUGAAGAAGAAGAGGCAGAGGAAGAAGAAGAGAUGGAGAUGGGUGAUGCCGAGGAGGAGGACCUUGGAUCCAUGCAGAUGCUUCCUGAAUCUCCACUGUCAGGGAAGGACAUCCAAAGAUGUAAGCUAUCCAUGGGCCCCCAAAACUCUGGGCUUUCUCCUCCUCAGCCUACCACCCCUGAGAAGCAGUGGCAACAGCAGCAGGCAGGCCUUGGUCUUCUCUCCCCAGGUAGUGGUCCUCCUGGCCUGGUAAAGCCUGAUCAGGCCCACCUGGAGCACCAGAUGAACAUGCUAUCUGUCCUGCGGGCCUAUAAUUCAGAGAACCUUGCAGCUUUUAACGGAGACCUAGGCAGCAGCUCCAGUGGAGGAGGCAGUGGGACCAGCAACAUGAAAAUAAUUGACCCCUCUGUUCAUCUGUGGGCGGAGGAAGAGGCUUCCCGAAGGUUUGGCCCUGCUCUUACCCCUGAACAUAGCCUAACUGACACAGAGAUGCAGGACUAAUCAGAAACUAACAUCACCCUCCCCCCUUCUGGACUGAACGGCCGAGAGCAAGUGAUGGAAAAAGCGCAAGAGGACAAUGAUGAUGAAGGACAUUAUGAUAUUGAAAGCAUUAUUUAACAUAAAAGACUUCAAGAGAGAAAAAACUCAUACAUUAGUUGAGCAUAAUAUGGACAGCUCAGAUGGUUUCAUACACAGACGUUCUCGCUGGAUGAAGUAAAGGAAAUCUGUUGAUGUUUAGCGAGCUGAAAACAAGGAGAGAAGAAAAAAAAAAAACGAUUUUUGCUUCCUGUGUUUUGUGUCUUGAAUCCUCCCUUGUGUAGCUGAUAAAUACUUUCUGUGUUUUUUAAGUGCUUUUUUGACUUCGACAUAGUGAGGAAACUUUUUAGUGAUUGUCCCUCAGAGCAACACAUUCCUUGAACCAAGAUGGCAGUCGCCAGUCUCAAACUGAGAGACUGAGAAAACGAACAGACUUCCCUCUCUCUUGGACACAACAAAAACAUGGAACUGUCUCAGUGUUUCUCACUGCCCACUGUUAUUUCCCAGAGACUCCCUCAACAGUUCUGCCAGGGCUUUAUCUCUGGGCUUUUGGACCAACCCACAACACGUUUGGAGACCAAGCACACUCUUAUUAAAAACUCAUUUGUAAUCUGCACACUCUCAGCAGCAGUCAGGGCCUGGAUAUCAGAACAGAAGAAUGACAAUCCAGUACUUUCAGGAAAUGAAAAUAUGGCCCUCAGUAAGGACCUACAGCAUCAACGGCAUCUAAAAAGGGAAGCUAAGUUUACUGUGGCUAUGCCUUUUUCUUUGAAGACUGGCUCCAUGAUGUCACAAUAUGCGUCCACGUUUUGUUCUCCUGAUGUGUUUGUAAGCGACUAGCGUGUAGACGUUCAGAGCUGAACUCCAGAGAAAGGGGGCACUGUAGCAAAGACAAAACCAGCCAAGGUGACAGGAAGAACUAGUUUACAUCAAGUGUGUCUGAUGAAACAACACGAGCCAAGGAGACUGCAUCCGUAAAGCCUGCAGAAAUCAAACCGAAAAUCCCAGAUCCUUUGAUCUAAGUCUUGCUCACUUCAAGUACUCUGGCUAUGAGAUUGUGUUUGUAAUAUACUGCCACCAAUCAGUGUUGCAAAGUGUUACUGACUACUGAAAUGGUUUGAUGUAUUCACUUAUUAAAGAAAAUGAAAAAAAAAAAAAAAAGUAUAUAAAAAGAAAAAAGAAACAUGCAAACAAGAAACAAAUAUUGUCUAGCCAUAGAUACAGUCAUGCGUUGUUGCAUUUACAAAGCUAGCUGUUUUAGAGUGUAGGUAUUAGAUUGGAGUUUUCUUCUCUAGUACUGUAAUUUUUGCCUUUCACCUUUGUAAAAUAUGAAUAACAUUAAAAAGAAAAGAUAAAAAGAUUGACAAUCUUCUUCUGUUGCUGCAAGCAUAUAAAUCCAUACAGUAUAUAUACCCAUGCCUCAUGCAAGCAAAUACAAACUGAGUUUUCUCCCCUGAAGUAUUUUGCACUGUGAUAGUAAAUGAACAACCAGUCUAUACAGUACACAGAUCGCUAAUCGAAAAUGAAGGUGUGCGUGCGUGUGCGUGUUUGUGCGUCCCUUGAGAUUGUGAAAUGUUAUUCUCUUUAUUCUUUUGUGAACUCUGCUGAUUUGAUCUGUGUAGUUCCAACAAUCUCAUCUUAUGAUGGUCAUCUCUGUUGCUUUGAGAAUAAAUUCAAUGAACUUCCCUGUAAGUCAUCGUGUAUGGAUUCCACAGUGUGGUGAAGCAGUCCAAUCUGUUCUAUUCAGAUUUUAAAAUAGAUUCUUUAGUUGUCCUCUUUGCAAGACACAUCUUUGAAAAUGGAAUGUGUAUUCAUAGUCUCCAUUCAAGUUUACAUCCUUAUGUAAAUGCUAGUUUUUUUUUUUUUUUUUUUUUUAUGUCUCAAAGUGAAUAUGUUUAAUAACUAGUUUUUAAGAGAACUAGUAAAGGCUACGUAAGGUAAAGGAAUAUGACAGGGAGGGUCAGUAAUAGGAUAUAUAUUGACCAAUCCCUAUAUACACUGGUUAUAGAUGAGCACACCUCUGGCUCCCCUCCUUUGUGUAGUAUAACUGAGCAUCUAUCUCUCUUUCAGUCUUACUGGACUAAUAUAUGAGCAUUCCACACCUCUGAACUGUCUUGUUGACUGUAUGACUUUCAUUUGGUUGCUGUACCCUCAUGGCAGAUGCUUUGUUUUGUAACUACUGAACUGUACUUAUAAUGAGAAAUAAAAUGUAUUCAAACUAUGAGACAAUGGAGUGAUCAA